Molecule: messenger RNA, 966 nt
Organism: Plasmodium cynomolgi strain B
Lineage: Eukaryota; Apicomplexa; Aconoidasida; Haemosporida; Plasmodiidae
Exons: 1
Source: RefSeq, a predicted model, not a curated record
GCAAGUGCAAUUACUCAUCCUGCUGAUCGUUGCCUCGAAGAAAGGCACCGUACUAGUGAACGCAAGGAAGAUGAGCCACCUGCAUUCCAAACUGAACGAAAAUAUUCUCUACUUCAACAAGUGUCAUCCGUCCAAUGUAUGGCACCACAAAAGAAACAACACACAUCAUGCAUACAUAAAACAACCGCUCUUUCAUAUACAUCAGAGAAAAAUUAAUUACUUGAAAAAUGGAAAUAGCAUAUAUUCCAAAUAUUACAAUAACGAGCCUGUUUACAACACAUACAAUCCAAUUUUAAAUUAUGAAGUACUCGAUUUGGUGAAGGUUUUCGGAAGGUUAGCUGAGCAUGGAAAGUAUGAGUCCCUCAACAUUGCCGUUGACGUGGGAAUAAACAAAGAAGAAACGAUGAAUAACUCAGAUGGGAAACCUGGUCAGACAAAAAGAAAUAAUUCCUGGAAACAUAAAAUUUUAUCCAUUUUUAAAUUUAAAAAUUUACAAGAAAAUUACAAAAGGGCAUACUGGUAUAGGCAUUUUUUACAACAAGGGAAAAUGAAUUUUUCAGAUUUUAAAAAAUAUUUAUUAUUACUAAAAUUUAAGUGGCCAAAAGAUUCUCUUUUCCCAACGUAUAAUAUUUUUCUGUUCGAAAGAGGGUUAAGUAAAAAUAUGGACUCCCCAUUGAUACGAAAUAAAGUGGAAAAUUAUAUACAGCGGCAAGAAAUUAACGAAAAUUUGCUGAAAGCUUGUUUUUUUUGCUUUUCGGAAGGAAAGGAAUACAUAACUGCGCAGGAUAUAUUAAAUACCUUUAUUGGGUGGAAAAGGAAAGGGGAUAAACAUGAGAGGAAAGAGAGGGAUACCAAUUUAUUUUCCUUUUUUAAGAAAGCCAAACCAGAGGAGGAUUCCAUCGAUUGGUUCACUUUCAAAAAUAAAAUCGAUGCAUGCACGAUUAGGAUGCACGAGGGGAAGAAGUG